AGUCAAGAUAAUGCAAGCACAGCCAAAGGAGACAAUUACCAACGUUCCCGGUGAACAAAAAGAAAAACUAAUAGUUGUCACGGGAUUCGGACCGUUUGUGGGACAUGAAGAUGUAAAUGCCAGCUGGGAAGCGGUUAGCCUUUUGCCCGAUGAAAUUGUUCACGGCAGCACGGCUUAUCGUUUGGUAAAAAUCAAAGUACAUGUUGAAUAUGAAGCCGUAGAUAAGGCUGUUGAAGAAAUCUGGGCUCUACGCCCCACUUUGGUAAUACACUGUGGCGUCAAUGGGCAUUCCUCGUGUGUGCAUGUGGAGAAGCUGGCCUACAAUAACAAUUUCUGUAAACGCGAUUAUGCCGGCAAAUAUUUACCCGAUGCCAGGGCAUGUCUACAAAAUUGUCCUGCCAAAAAGACGGCAUUAUUUUGUAAAUUGAAUGUACAAAAAAUUGUACAAGUGGUAACGGAUAAUUGUGGUUGUACUCCAUCGAAUGAUACUACGGAUAAUAUAAUGACCGAAAAUCUGGAUAACUUGAAAUUGGCCAAAGUUUCCAAAGAUGUUGGCAAUUAUUUGUGUGGUUAUAUUUAUUUGAAAUCAUUGGAUUAUGAUUGUUCUCGUACGCUGUUUGUUCAUGUACCACCGCUAGAUAAACCAUUCCCAGUUGAGAAGUUGAGUGAUGUGGUCCUGAAGAUAACACAAGAGUGUUUACGCCAAGUCAUUGAUGGUGUGGAUAAGAAAGAUAAAUGAUUUUAUUAUGUU
Messenger RNA from Musca vetustissima, 751 nucleotides. RefSeq names its product pyroglutamyl-peptidase 1-like. Gene Ontology annotation, molecular function: pyroglutamyl-peptidase activity. The transcript has 2 exons. Gene Ontology annotation, cellular component: cytosol. Gene Ontology annotation, biological process: proteolysis. The record is from RefSeq and is a predicted model, not a curated record. NCBI's taxonomy places the organism in Eukaryota, Metazoa, Arthropoda, Insecta, Diptera, Muscidae. Bases 11 to 739 code for a protein of 242 amino acids.